UGUAGAAUGAGAUAGUUACAGAGUGGCUAUAUGAAUGUUGGGGUUGCAAGGUGUAGAAACGGUGUUGGAAGCUUCUUGUUUGUGGUGGUGCUUCUAGAAAGCUCCGAGUACUGUAGCUACAUCACUCGCGCGUACCCAGUGCUUUUUUUUGCAAGAACAUCACGCACAGAAAAUCGAGAAACAGAAAUAGAAGUCUCUCGAGUCUCUAGUAUGGCCUUUCUAUCG
Messenger RNA from Bipolaris maydis ATCC 48331, 225 nucleotides. RefSeq lists its product as uncharacterized. Lineage: Eukaryota; Fungi; Ascomycota; Dothideomycetes; Pleosporales; Pleosporaceae. The record is from RefSeq and is a predicted model, not a curated record.